GGAGCUCCCGGGCCGAGAGGUGCGGCUGGAAGUAGAGGUUUGAGAGGGAAUAGAGGCGCUCUCGGAUAUAAAGGAACGACAGGGGCUGACGGCAUUGUUGGACAGCCGGGUGAGAAGGGACAACCAGGAGAGAGAGGGCCCGUUGGCUUAAUGGGAAUACCAGGACCACCAGGAGAGCCAGGAAAGGAUGGAAUGCCUGGUUUUGCAGGAGAAAGAGGGCCAAUAGGUUUGCCCGGUUCUAAUGGACAACAGGGACCACCAGGGCCUGUGGGCCCCAUUGGCAAUGAGAACCUGGAGUUUCUGGACCGCCAGGAAUGGCGGGUGAGUCAGGAUUACCCGGAGCUGUUGGCAAAGAAGGACAAACGGGUCAACCCGGACCUAUUGGAGCUCCUGGUUCUCAGGGCGCCAUUGGUUCACAAGGACCACCCGGUGACCGAGGAUUACCCGGACCUCCAUCUACCUUGGGGUCCACAAGGCGUCAAGGGCUCAAAUGGUGAGACUGGACCCGUUGGUAUUCCCGGGCCUAAGGGCGACUCAGGAAUAGCAGGAGAUAGAGGGCCUCCAGGCGAUAAUGGCAGAGAAGGACCACGAGGGCCGAGUGGAUCUAUAGGUGGAAAGGGAGAUAAAGGUGAUGUCGGUUUUGCUGGUCCUCCCGGUAAAGAUGGAAAAGAUGGCCUUAAACACAGGGACCUGUGGGCCCUCCAGGACAACCAGGAGAUGAUGGAGAUAAAGGAGAACAGGGAGUGUCCGGAGAGAAAGGUGAACAAUUGCUUUCAGGGACCCAAAGGACCAAUUGGUUUGCAGGGAGAUGUUGGAGAAAAAGGCCCGAUUGGACCCAUCGGAGAACGCGGAGCACCCGGUCUGUUGGGAUUGACAGGUCCUAAAGGAGAUGAUGGGCCUAUGGGCUUACGGGGUCUUCCAGGGACUCAUGGAUUACAAGGUUUACCCGGACCCGUGGGUCCUAGAGGUGAAAAGGGUGACCAUGGUAAAUCUGGUCCUCCAGGAAAUCAAGGACCCCCUGGCCCACAAGGGAACCAAGGAAUCACUGGACAAAUAGGUGCUUCUGGAUCACCCGGUCCUGAGGGGAAAUCUGGCCAAAAAGGAGAAACUGGUCUGAAUGGUGCUCCGGGUCCUAAAGGCAACAAUUGUGAUACAGGAGAUGGAGGUCCUCCCGGCCCUAAAGGUGAUGAGGGAAUAGCUGGACCACCCGGUCCUUCGGGAGAACCGGGUUUGCCCGGAUCUGAAGGCAAUAAAGGAUUAGCAGGUCUUCCAGGAAUGCCAGGCGCUGAGGGAACUCCUGGUUUACCCGGAAUCAAAGGCGAACCUGGUAAUAAUGGAAUUGAUGGCAAUACAGGAGUUCCCGGCCCGCAAGGUGCUACCGGAGCCCCAGGAAAACAGGGUAUGAGUGGACCGACAGGUCAGCCGGGAUUGAAUGGUCUGUCCGGACCUCAAGGGGACGUGGGCUCAACAGGAGAAAAAGGUGACACUGGAGUGAUUGGUGAAAAAGGACAGCCGGGCCCUAUAGGUCCUAUGGGUCCAUCAGGAAAUGUUGGAGACCCCCCUCUCAGAAACUGA
Messenger RNA from Oppiella nova, 1575 nucleotides. The record is from the annotation of a GenBank genome assembly. NCBI's taxonomy places the organism in Eukaryota, Metazoa, Arthropoda, Arachnida, Sarcoptiformes, Oppiidae.